Messenger RNA from Triticum turgidum subsp. durum (durum wheat), 789 nucleotides. NCBI's taxonomy places the organism in Eukaryota, Viridiplantae, Streptophyta, Magnoliopsida, Poales, Poaceae. The record is from the annotation of a GenBank genome assembly.
AUGGGGCCCAGCUCCCGAACCGCGUCCAUGGAGGGGGUGAAAGGUGAGGGUGAGGGUGAGGGUGAGGAGGCGGAGGAGGUGCAGCCGGCCAAUGAGGGGCUGUCGGCGCCGUCGCUGGAGCUGAACCUCGUCGGCGCUCUCGCUCUCGUGGAGAACGCCGCCGCGGAGGAGAAGGGAAAGGCCGAGUCGGUCGUGGCGGCGGGGCCGUCAGUCGAGCCGAAGGCGGCGGUGGUGGUCGCCGGCGGCGAGAACCGUCGCACGUUCAAGUGCAACUACUGCCAGCGUAAGUUCUACACGUCGCAGGCGCUGGGCGGCCACCAGAACGCGCACAAGCGCGAGCGCUCCAUCGCCAAGCGCGCCGCCGCCGGGCGGGGCGGCGACCCUGCUGCCGGCCUCUACGGCGCGGCGAACCACCACCUCCGCUACGCCACCGCCUGGCCCUAUUCCGCCGCCGGCAGGUCAUUCCUCGCCCAGGGCUCGCCCACGCCGCCGUUCUAUGGGAUGCAGAUGCACCACCCCGGGUGGGGCGCGGCGCCCCAGCCGUACCUGGCCGGGCUCGCGCGUCUCGCCGGCGCCCACCGCCCGAUGUAUCGGCCGGAGGCUUACGGCUAUAGCGCGUCUUCCAGGGCUCCCAUAUCGGCCUUCCCUGAGACCGCGCCGGGGGUGACCGGGAUCUCGCGGGCUGGUGCAAGUGGGAGCGGAAGUGAUAACGGCGGCGACCAUAGCAUUAAUGAGUUGAAGAAAAAGGAGGAGACCGCCAGCAACAUAGACUUGACUCUCAAGCUCUAG